CGUGCCCAGCUGCAUUGGGGAGAGGGCUGUUCUCAAGGCCAAGGUCAUUUGUGGAGGGAGAACUGGACACCUGAUCAAAUCUGGCCCACAAUGGACUCAGCAGCCAAGGAUGAGAUGCAGCCGGCGUUGUCCCCUGGACCUGAGUGGCCAGAGCAGGAGCGGGCAGAGCAGCUGGCCCGGGGUGCAGCGCUCAAGUGGGCCUCAGGCAUCUUCUACCGGCCGGAGCAGCUGGCCAGGCUAGGCCAGUACCGCAGCCGCGAGGUGCAGCGUACCUGCUCCCUGGAAUCGCGCCUCAAGUCAGUGGUGCAGUCAUACCUGGAAGGCGUGCAGACUGGUGUGUGGCAGCUGGCCCGGGCCAUUGAGGUGGUGCAGGGAACCCGGGAGGCCCUGAGCCAGGCCCGUGGGUUGCUCCAGGGCAUGUCCCAGGCCUUACAGACUCUAGAGCCCCUACGGGAGCGGGUUGCCCAGCACAAGCAACUGCAGGCCCUGUCUCACUUGCUGCCUCGGCUGCGGGCAGUGCCGGCUGCAGUGUCCCACACACAGACUCUGAUUGAUGGCCAACAGUUCUUGGAGGCAUAUGUGAGCCUUCGGGAGCUGGAGCAGCUGCGAGAGGAUACGUGGGCACCCCUGGGGGGCCUGGAGUUGCCAGUCUUCCAGGGGCUGGACCUUCUGUUCGAGGCACUGGGCCAGGCUGUGGAAGCAGCUGCAGGGGCCGCGGGGAAGCUGGCACGGGAGGACCCAGCCCUGCUGGUGGCUGCUGUGCGUGUGGCGGAGGUGGAGACUGGACGAACAACCCCCCUGGGCCAGGUCCCCCGGGACUGGCGUCAGCGCUGUCUGAGGGCACUACAGGAGGGCCUGGAGCGGGCCCACUUUGGGUCACCUCUGCUGCCUGCACCAGGGGCCCUACCAGGGUGGCUGGAGGCUCUGCGAGUGGCCCUGCCAGUCGAGUUGGCCACAGCUGAGGCACUAGUAGCGCCUUGCUGCCCGCCACAGUACAACGUGGUCCAGCUAUGGGCCCACACGCUGCAUAGUGGUUUGCGCCGCAGCCUGCAGAACCUCCUUGCUGGGCCUGAGCUAGAAGCUGCGGAUGCCUUCACCUUGCUGCACUGGGCACUGCAUGUGUACCUGGGGCAGGAAAUGAUGGGGAGCCUGGAGUUGGGGCCUGAGGCUGAUGUGUCCCAGCUGGAGCCCCUUCUGACCUUGGAGAACAUUGAGCAGCUGGAGGCAACAUUUGUGGCCAACAUCCAGGCAAGUGUGUCUCAGUGGCUGCAGAAUGCACUGGAUGGGGAGGUAGCUGAGUGGGGCCGGGAGCAGGGGCCCAACACAGACCCGUCUGGCUCCUAUUACUCACCAAUGCCAGCCAUUGUGCUGCAGAUCCUGGAAGAGAACAUUCGUGUGGCCAGCCUGGUCAGUGAGUCACUGCAACAGCGAGUGCAUGGCAUGGCACUGUCAGAACUGGGCACAUUCUUGAGGAGCUUCAGUGAUGCUCUGAUCCGAUUCUCCCGAGACCACUUCAGGGGGAAAUCAAUGGCCCCUCAUUACGUGCCCUACCUACUGGCCGCCCUCAACCACAAGUCAGCACUCAGCUCCUCAGUGUCUGUCCUGCAGCUGGACGGGGCGCCUUCAGGGGCCUUGGCUCCAGUGGAAGCUGCGCUGGACGAGUUGCAGAGGAGGAUCUACCGCUUGGUGUUGGAGGCGCUGCAGGCGGAGCUCCAGGUGAGGCCUCCUUCAGGUCAGGAUGGGAGCAGGUGGAGAGGUGGCGGUACAGCUACGUAUGGGGGUCUCCGCGGCAAUGCCAGAUCUGGAUCAUUUCCCCAGCCCCUGUUCGCGGAUCUGCCCUCGCGCCAAUGGCUGUCGAGCCCCGAGCUCCUGGAAAGUGUGUGUGAACGGACGGGGCGCUUCUGCCGGGACUUCUGGCGCGUGCGGAACCCCACGGUUCAGCUGCUGCUGGCUGAGGCCGAGCGUGCCGUGGUGCUCCAGUACCUGAGCGCGCUGAUGCAAGGCCGCCUGGUGUGCCGCGGAGCCGACGAGAGGACACAGGCGGCCGAACGCCUGCGGCACGAUGCUGCCCAGCUUCAGCAGCUUUUCCUCAGUUUGGUGAGAGCUUCUUGGGCGGGCAGACGGGCGAGAGUCUCAGUGGCUGGGUGGGAGAGAGGGCUGGCGCGAGACCCUACCCCGACGUGCUCAGGGCCUGGAGGAGAACGCGCACUGCGCGCCGGUGCUGCUCGCCCUGAGGGAGCUGCUAAACCUCCGCGACCCCGCGCUGCUGGGCCUGGAGGUGGCUGGCCUGCGGCAACAAUUUCCCGACGUGAGCGAGGACCACGUCUCCGCCCUCUUGGGCCUGCGCGGGGACUUGUCCCGGGAGCAGCACCUGGCCGCGCUCAGCUCCCUGCAGGCUGCGCUGCCGCCGUCGCCCCGCGCGAGCCGCCGCGUCCUCUUCAGCCUCGUGCCCGCGCCCGCGCUCGCGCCGGCCUCCUGCCUGCCCUCGGGGUCCUGCGCCCGAGCCCUGCUGCUCGCAGAAUAAACCACGGCUGCCGGACGCCUGAGUCUGUGUGUGUUGGGGAAGGUGGGAUGGAAUAAAAAUGCCCACGAGGGUUGAGGGAA
Pan troglodytes (chimpanzee) is the source of this 2604-nucleotide messenger RNA. It is a transcript of the gene EXOC3L1, whose product is annotated as exocyst complex component 3 like 1. Gene Ontology annotation, cellular component: exocyst. The record is from RefSeq and is a predicted model, not a curated record. Gene Ontology annotation, molecular function: SNARE binding. The coding region runs from base 91 to 2580 and encodes 829 amino acids. The transcript is spliced from 12 exons. Lineage: Eukaryota; Metazoa; Chordata; Mammalia; Primates; Hominidae. Gene Ontology annotation, biological process: exocytosis; exocyst localization.